Molecule: messenger RNA, 2708 nt
Organism: Acanthopagrus latus (yellowfin seabream)
Lineage: Eukaryota; Metazoa; Chordata; Actinopteri; Spariformes; Sparidae
Exons: 14
Coding region: 14-1753 (579 amino acids)
Cellular component (GO): membrane
Source: RefSeq, a predicted model, not a curated record
AUCAAGUUCUUACAUGACAUGCAUAGUGGCACUCCUGGGAACAUGUUCUUUCCUUGUUCCUCUGCAGUUCUUUAACAAUAACUGCCUUAAAAACACAGUCAGACAGGUGGAGCACACAAAAAAGACAAAAGACACAAAAGGCAGGAUGUCUCUGACCACGACCCAGGCUGAUGGGCUCACCGUGUUAACUUUCACCACUGGCCCUGAAAGCUCUUGUCCUCCACUGUGUCAAAUCAUAAAGGGCCUUUGCUACAGCCCUGUGUGCUGCUCCGUGUCUCAGCACCUGAGGAGGGUGCAGAGAUAUUACCAGUCACUACUGGGGGCUCUGCACAUUAUGAUUGGCUUGCUCAACAUCGGCCUUGGAGAGAUCCUCAUUAGCUGUGGUGCCACUUGGUGGCAAAUGGAUGCGUCAGGAUUUCGCUAUUGGCUUGGAGGAAUGUAUAUAUUGUUUGGUAUUGUGAGCAUUUUGACUGAGAAAUACCCCAGUCCAUGUCUGGUCAUCCUCAACGUGAUUCUGAAUCUGGCCGCAAUUGCUUUGGGCAUUGCAGCCAUCGUACUCUACAUGAUCAAUAUCGGAAUGUUGUGGGUCUGGCGGAUGUAUCAUGAAAUAUACUGGCCUGGAUUCUACGCAAGGCCUCCUUACAAGGUCAUCUUAGACGAGGGCCAAGCACUGGUUAUAAUGUUCGUAAGAGGCAUCAAUGCUGUGCUGAUAGUUCUGUCAAUCCUGGAGAUCUGCGUCGCCAUCGCCUCUUUCCUCUUGGGGAUCACGGCUCUGAGGAGCAGAGAGAAGAGAGAGGACGAGAGCAAUGAUGAACCAGAACACUACAAAGAACUCCUGGAGGAAGUCACCAUGAUCAGCAGAGGGUUAAAUGUCUUUAUCACUUCCUUAUUGAGGGAGGGACUUCUGGGAACAGGUCAGUUCCUAGUUCUUCUCCAGUGUCCAAACCAUAACUGCGUCACGAACACAGACAGGUGGAGCCGUUCAGGUUUUGCUCCUAUUCUAACAGACAGGAAAAGGGGUACAGGAGCAGGAAGGAUGUCUCUGACCAUGGGCAAGGCUGAUGGGGUCACUGUGGUCACUUUGACCUCUGACCCUGAAAGCUCUUGUCCUCCACUGUGUCAAAUCCUCAUGAGCCUUUGCUACAGCCCCGUGCUGUGCUCCGUGUCUCAGCACAUGAGGAGGUUCCAGAGAAAUUCUCUGUCAGUACUUGGGGCUCUGCAUAUUAUAGAUGGGUUGCUCAACGUCGGCAUUGGAGUGAUUCCCUCGGUGGUGAUUUGGGGGAAUAAGCAUCUCUAUUGUCUCGGACCUGUUUUUAUCUUCUUGGGUCUCAUGAACAUUUUGUCUGAGAAGUACCCCAGUAUAUGUCUGGUCAUCCUCAACGUGACAGUGAAUCUAGUCGGAGUUGGUAUUGCCAUUGCAGCCAUCGUACUCAACAGCAUCAGUACAGCAAACAUACAGCAAGACUUAAGUUGGGCAUGUUAUUACAGUUCAGAAUACAGAACCUUAUCUCCUAUUGAAGAUUUCAUGAAGAAGAAAUGUGAGGAGGACACAGCACUGGCUCUGAUGCUUUUCAGAGGCAUGAAUGCUUUGCUGAUUGUUCUGGCAGUCCUGGAGCUCUGCGUCGCCAUCAGCUCUGUCGUGUUGGGGAUCAAGGCUCUGAGGAACUGCAAGAAGACAAAAAACAAGAGCACUGAUGAUGCAGAACACUACCAAGAACUGCUGAGGGAGGUCACCAGUAACCCCACAGCCUAAAUGAAAACCUCUGCUUUAUGCCAUCAUACUACAACCAUUUGCAUUUUAAACCGUUGUGACUUAUUGUAACCUCAGUGAUUUACAGAAAUUAUCUGGUAGAAUCUCUGCCAAACACCUGAUGUUUUCUUAAAAGAGCUGCUUAAGAAUAUUUGCACUUUUGGUAAUACUCAGCACUACACUGCGCUUGUUGCUGUCCAUUUCAUUUUCAGUUUUAUUGUUUGUUUUUGUUUUUAAUCCUUCAAGUUAACUGUGAUUUUCUAUCAAGUAUAAUGUAUGUGAAGGAAGAUUCAAGUGUGUUUGACGUAGAUUUUUGGGGUGGCACUUAUGAAAUAAAGGCAUCUAAAUUGGUGUUUUUUUGUUUAAUAACUAAUUUGUAAAAACAAAAAACAAAAAAACAAUCUGCAUUAUGUAUUCUACAAUUUAUUUUGUCCAUGUGGUGUCAAGUCACGUCACAAUAGCCGUGGGUAUGACUUCUUGAAACUGUUUCCAAUUUGCAGCAUUCCUUUUCACCUCGGUCAAGGAGUUUGUGUUUUCACCUGUGGUCUGUUUGUUUGUGAGCAAGUUUUCAUAAAUCUACCCAACAGAUUUCCAAUGAACUUGAAAGGAGGAUGGAUCUUGGCUCAGAAAAGACCCCAUUAACCUUUCUUUCUUUAUCCGGAUAAAAGAACAGAUCCAGUAUGAUAUCAAACCACUUUAAAAAAAUAAAGCCAUCAAAAGUAGUGACUGUUACAAAUUUCAAUUCUGUUUGUAUUUUUGUCAUCAGCUUAAUAACCAGUUGUAAAAAUGCCUGUAUCAUUACUUACUUACUUUAUUUCCUUGUGUGUUUUUAACAAUUACCAUCAUUCAUAUUUUACGUAAGCAGAGCCAUCGCUAACAGCUUUUAAGAUCAAUUCUAAUAUGCAAUGUCUUUAGAUUUUCUGCCAUUUACGUCUCUCCAUAAAACACUGAAUGAUAA